GUGCGUGCAACCGCAUCGCAGCCCGGCAGCGAUGUUCCUGCGGCGGCUGAGAACCUCCGCCGCCCUCCGGCGCGGCGCCAACGACGGCGGCGUCCUGGCCGCCAUCCGCGCGGAGCUCUCCCACGAGCUCACCUCCUCCGCCCCGUCCGAUCCCCCUCCCUUCCAUUUCCAGGACGCACCUGACUUCGUCACCGUGUGGGAUGCCCCCUGCGCGCAGGACGUGCUCCUCCGCCGCCGGGCUGACUCCGAGGAGGUCCUCGUGUCGGCGCUGCUCGCGCCGCUGCAGUUCGCAGACCAAGCGCCGCUGCCCAGGGCCGCGCUCAUGAAGGUGUUCGUCAGUAAGCCUGGCGCGGCUCCGGUGCUGCACUUCGACUGCCGUACGUCCUGGGUUGGGGAGGACGGCGGCGAUGCUGACUAUGCUAUUAACGCUGUUCGGUACCACCCAAUUCCUGGUGAUGCUGGGGAAGACAAGUACGAAGGGCCGGAGUUCAGAGAUUUGGAUCCUGGGCAAAAAGCUGCAUUGCAAGAAUAUCUAGUGGCAAGGGGCGUCAACUCCAAGCUGGCAAGCUCAGUUCUCCAUCACUUGCUUCAGAAGGAGCGCUUCCAGUAUGUGAAUUGGCUGAAGACUUUAGAAGAGACGUUUGCAAAAAAUCAUUGACCGUAUCCUCAUUUGAACAUUUAUGAACUAUCGUUUCUUGCUGAGUCAAGAGCUCACAUUUUUGUUGUGCCGAUGCUCGAACAGGCGCAGUUCCUGCCCAUUCAUGUCGAUGAUAACUCCUACCCAAAUCCUGUUGAGAAUACGUGGAAUCCCUAUAUCUAUAUCCCGAGAGAAUUCAAUUGUCUCAUUUUAAAUUUC
Panicum hallii is the source of this 856-nucleotide messenger RNA. RefSeq lists its product as uncharacterized. The transcript is spliced from 3 exons. The record is from RefSeq and is a predicted model, not a curated record. NCBI's taxonomy places the organism in Eukaryota, Viridiplantae, Streptophyta, Magnoliopsida, Poales, Poaceae. Gene Ontology annotation, cellular component: mitochondrial matrix. Bases 32 to 658 code for a protein of 208 amino acids.